CUGAACAUCUAUAUAAAAUCCAUACGAGCCCCAGCUCUUCAGAUCUUCAAUCAAACCUGCAGCUGCAAGUGCCUGGUUCUCUGCGGGUAUAAAACAGCGGCAACAACAUCCCCAGAUCAGCUUAGUUCUUGUCAGUCAAAUCAGUUGGAUCAACUUGAGACGAGCCUUGGAACUUGAAAUCAACUAUGGCCGCCCCGAUCAAUGAAAUGUGGCCAAGGAACAAAGCUACCAAGACUGGCCCCGGGGACAAAGUGGCACCAGUGAAGAAAGAGGCUCUAACCCUGGACCCAGACACGGCCCAUCCCCAGCUGCAGAUCUUGAAGGACGGGAAGGAGGUGAAAUGUGGGACUUCCACAGGGAACGUCAGCUGUGGCCCAAGGAGAUUCGACACGGCCAACUGCGUGGUGACCAAACAGAGCUUCAGCAAGGGGCAGCACUACUGGGAGGUGUACGUGGGCCUGAAGCCGCGCUGGAACCUGGGCGUCGUCUCGGAGUUAGCAGAGAGACGGGGCAAAUUGAUCCAGAUGAAAUCCUCACAGAAGGGGUCUGCUGAGGUCUGCACCGAGGGCUACUGGUUGAUCGGCUACAACAAGCAGAAGGCCGGGAAGCCGUACUGGGCGUUUGACACCAACCCGAUGGCCUUUGACUGUAGCUCCCACCCUGAGAUCAUCGGGGUCUAUCUCGAUUACGCGGGCGGGGAAGUGACCUUCUACAACGCCGAUGACCCCGGUAAUUUGACCCCCCUGUACUCCUUCUACAAUGCUGACUUCAGGAGCGCCCCCGUCUACCCCGUCUUCGACCCCUGCUGGCACGACAACGGGGGCAACGAACAGCCCCUUACAAUCAUGUGAGCAGCUGAUUCGCUAGUGGGGGUGGGGACCAAACCAAUCGCACCCUUGGGGCUACCCGCAUAUACCUCGGGCUAGCCAGCUUCACAGCACUGCUCUGAGCCGCACUAACCUCACCCAGCGACCAGGCAAAGCCGGCACGUUUCGCUCAGACAGGCCGGGGGGCUGGGACGGGGCAGUGAGAAAAAGCAGCGAGCUGAGACCAUGAGAUACUCGCUCGCUAUGGUACAUUCACCCUCCUUCCCAGAGCUAUUGGAGGGGUUUUCCCUUCAGCAACCCACCCCCCCAAGCCCCUUCCUCCAGUGGGUUUGUCUUGAGUAGGGUAAAAAAUGUUUCCUAAUCACAAUAGCUAGGUAGAGAACCCCGGAGUCCUGGCUCCCAGGCCACCCCUGAUUUAACCACUAGACCCCACUCCCCUCCAGCAUUGGGGACAGAACCCAGGAAUGGAAUCCAGAUUGCAUCUGGUGUCGUCAUUCGCACCUGAGCAAAAUGCACAUAAAACGCCAUCCAGAGCAUGAAUGAAGGGACGAGCUCGUGGGGAGGGGUGAAUUCUGCUCUCACAGACACCGAUGUACGUCAGGAGAUACCCAUCAGGGACC
Molecule: messenger RNA, 1447 nt
Organism: Chrysemys picta bellii (western painted turtle)
Lineage: Eukaryota; Metazoa; Chordata; Testudines; Emydidae
Source: RefSeq, a predicted model, not a curated record